Molecule: messenger RNA, 1208 nt
Organism: Erythranthe guttata (spotted monkey flower)
Lineage: Eukaryota; Viridiplantae; Streptophyta; Magnoliopsida; Lamiales; Phrymaceae
Gene: PDV1
Product: plastid division1
Biological process (GO): chloroplast fission
Source: RefSeq, a predicted model, not a curated record
ACUCUGCUCUAACCCUAGAACUUUUUCUCUCUCUAAUUUACUCUCUCUCUUCCCCUUUUUACCACUAUACUUUCCCUCCUCCAACACUCAAACUGAUUUCCCCCUUUCUCCACCAAUCUCUCUCUCAAUUCACUGCUCUCCCAAAUGAAAUGGGAGAUGGAGGUAGACGAGAUUGAAGCGGUGCUCGAGAAGAUAUGGGAUUUGCACGAUAAGCUCAGCGACGCAAUCCACUCCAUUUCCCGAGCCCAUUUCCUCAACUCCGUCAAGAAUCCGACCCGGAAAUCCGAUGAAUUCUACGUCCACCGGAAGAGGAAAUCCGCAGACGACGAUCCGGCUGCCAAGACCGGCCCGGGUUUCGUGUUCGCGAAGGAGUUCCGGGUCGAUGACGACGAGAAGGCGGUCCGCGAGGCGAAGAGCUUGUACGCUAUUCGAACCGCGCUUGAGAAUCUCGAAGACCAGCUCGAAUUCUUCCAUACUGUGCAAACUCAGCAACGAGCGGAGAGAGACGCUGCGGUUGCUCGUUUAGAGCAAAGCCGAAUCAUUCUUGCAAUGAAAUUGGCCGAGCAUCAAGGCAAAAAUUACAAAGUCAUCGAAGAAGCACAAGCUUUGGUAGGCGAUGUGAGAGACGCCAGUCGGUUUGUCGAGACAGAAAAUCCCUAUGGUUCGACUCCAUAUCCUUCGCAGGAUGAAACCAAUGUACUGCAGAAAGAGAAGAGGCCGAGAAAUCCCGUCGCUAAUUUCUUCCUUUCGAGCUUCGAUUUUGUUUCCAAGUGCCUCAAAUUGGAUCAAGCGGUUGGGAUAGUGGGGAAUGCUGCUUUGCUGGCUAUAACCAUGAUUGCUUUUGUGCAACUGAAUCAAGUACGAGGUGGUAAGGAGAAGUAUUCAUCGGACGAUUCUCGCUCAAACGGGGCGUCUUCUGUCGAUCAAAAAACGAACUUGGAUGUCAUGUUGGCUAGAGGUUGAAAUUGUGAGCAUUUUCUUGAGCAGAGGCUUUUGUGCUUCGAUGGUGAAGAGUCGUGAUUACUUGGCUGUCGAGUUUUUUGGUAGAUGGGAAUGAUUAUGUGUGAUUUCUGCUGUUAGUCUUAGGUAGUGCAAUGUUUUGUUUUUUUUUUGGUUUUGGUGAGUUGCAAAAUGUUCUUUCACUUUCUUGGUGAAAGGUUAACUUUUGAUAUAUAUAUAUAUGAGAAUGUGAUUGUGAAUACCACAAA